This is a messenger RNA of Prorocentrum cordatum, 1840 nucleotides long. The record is from the annotation of a GenBank genome assembly. NCBI's taxonomy places the organism in Eukaryota, Dinophyceae, Prorocentrales, Prorocentraceae.
GCGAGGAAGUUCCGCCGCUAGGAGCAAUGGCUGUACGCACCACUGGCCAGUUCCACUACGUACGGUACAACGUCGGGGGGCCCGCCAUCUACCACGAGAGGCUCACUUUGCUGCCAGGGUACAUCCUCGCCCCCGGCGAUGACGACUAUGCGGAGAGCGACUUGGCAGGCGGCGACUUGAGAUCAGUGCAUGACUCGGCGGGCCAGGGCGACGCGAUCGUCGGAGUCGCCGCCCACAGCCUCUACAAGUUCAGACGGCUGCCGUCCGCAGCCGUCGUCUGGGCUGCUGUGCGCCGCGGCGUCGCUCAGGGCCACGGACCUCUGCCGCCGUCGCCAUUCAACCUCGAGCUCAGCGCCGACAGCGUGCUGGGCGUGGCGGCGGGGGUGCUGGCCUUGCCCGACCCGCUCGGAGCAGCGCCCGCUGCCGCAGCGCCUGGCGCGCUGGCCUUGGCUGGCGCGGCCGCGCCCCCCGCGGGCGCCCCUGGGCCGCCCGCCGCGGUGGCCGCGGCGCCCGAGGGCGGGGUGGGCGCGCUGGCGGCGGCGCUCGGUGCGGGGGGGGCCGCCCUGCCUGCUGCCGCUGACCCUCCGGGCGUCGGCGGCGCCGCCGCGGCCCCCGCGGCCCCAGGGGUCGCGGGGCCUGAUCCCCGCGCGAUGGCCACCGUCCUCGACGCUCGUGGGUUGCGGGACAUGCCCUUCAGUGACGCCGUGAAGCGCCAGACUGAGACCCCCCGCGCCGAUUGGCCCGUGAGGGGCCCAAGGGCCACGAUGUGGGUGCUCCACUUCAUGCUCCGCAUGGCUGGCGGGGCGAUGGCAUGGCACAACCGCUGGAUGGCCAUGAUGCAGGCCCUGGAGACGGACGACACCGCCAAGCUCCACGAGACGCUGCGCCGCGUCAUCGAGUCCUCGCUCUGCCACGAGCAGCUGAUCAUCUGCGAGCUGGCCUCCUACGAGUUCCUGUCGCGGCAGCUGCAGUUAGUGGAGGAGCGCGCGCGCAGGACCCACCCUGCGCCCAAGGCCAAGGGCCAGGCCAAGGACGGCGCCGCGUCCGCGGCCGCCGACGCCUCCUCGGAGAUUGGCCACUUCCUCGGCACGGGAGAGACGAUGGGCAACUUGUGCAUUUGCCCAGCCUUGAUGGAUUGGAUCGCCGACCAGAUGAAGAGGGACCCCACGACGUGCUACCUGUUCGUGAGCCUGGCCAGCUUGGCCCCGAGCCCUUCGAGGCCCCACCUGGCUUGGAGUUGCCCAGACGAGGUGACCGUCGCCAGCGUGACGUUUUUCCGCUUCCUCGUCUUCCAGUGGAUGGGCGUCGCCAUCUUCCGCUUGGUCGGGGGGCUCGUCUGCGGGCCGCCAAAGGCAGCCUCAGUGGAUUACAUUGCGGGCAUGCACCGCGACUUCGAGCUGCCCGCCGCCUACUCGGAGAGAGGCCGCGACUGCGAAACAUCCCUCGUAGAGAUGCUCGCGCAGGCACCUGGCUACGCUGGUGACAGCGGUCGAGUGCGCCCCUUCAGCAUGCCACUUGUGGCCUGGCCCGAGUCGACGAAGGCAGUCUCCACCUGCGGCGUCGUCUCCGAGGCCGACUCCAUCGUGCUGCAGGAUUGGAGGCAGAGCAUGCGGAAUCCCGAGUCGGUGGCGGCGGAGCUUCGUGAAUCGCUGGGGGUCAUCCGCCCUUAUGUGGAUCCUGAGCUGCGCUUUAAGCCGAAGUCCUACGCUGGGUUUUUGAAGCAGCUGGAGGCCCACGACAUGAUCACCUGGCGGGUCUCCAGCGAGCAGGCAUCCUUCUCUACUGGUCUUUUCUUUGUGCUGAAAUCUAACGGCAAGCUGAGGUUGGUGUUCGACACCAG